Thalassophryne amazonica is the source of this 1204-nucleotide messenger RNA. Its product is annotated as histone chaperone asf1b-B. Gene Ontology annotation, cellular component: nucleus. NCBI's taxonomy places the organism in Eukaryota, Metazoa, Chordata, Actinopteri, Batrachoidiformes, Batrachoididae. Gene Ontology annotation, biological process: DNA replication-dependent chromatin assembly. The transcript has 4 exons. The record is from RefSeq and is a predicted model, not a curated record. The coding region runs from base 199 to 792 and encodes 197 amino acids. Gene Ontology annotation, molecular function: histone binding.
AUCUUGGUGUAAGAUACUUAAUAUUAACGGCGCCUGUAUUUAGUGGUGAAAUACAAAUCCUACGUUGGCUCAAAACUGUUUUGUUUGAUUGCUUUGGGUCAGGGUGUUGUUGACGACAGCGCUGCUUUUAAAGCAUUCCCCGGGAAACCGAUUUGAACGUUUGUUAUUGGCUAGCUGGGUUUUAGCGCGUUUGCAACAAUGGCGAAGGUACAAGUGUUGAAUGUGGCUGUUCUAGAUAACCCGAGUCCUUUUGGAAACCCUUUUCAGUUUGAAAUAACGUUUGAAUGUAUGGAAGACCUCCCUGAAGAUCUGGAAUGGAAGAUCAUCUAUGUAGGCUCAGCUGAGAGUGAAGAGUAUGACCAAAUCCUCGACUCCGUCCUUGUUGGCCCUGUACCAGCUGGGAGACACAUGUUUGUGUUUCAGGCUGAUGCACCGAACACUGGAUUAAUUCCUGAAAGUGAUGCAGUUGGUGUAACUGUGGUUCUCAUUACCUGUACAUACCGGAGCCAGGAGUUCAUUCGGAUUGGUUACUAUGUGAACAAUGAAUACACAGACCCUGAGCUACGUGAAAAUCCACCCAUCAAACCAGACUACACACAGCUUCAGAGAAAUAUCCUGGCAUCAAAUCCACGUGUUACCAGAUUCCAUAUAAAUUGGGAAGGCUGUGCAGAGCGAAUGGAAGAUGCGGAAAAUGUGGAUCCCACCCCAAAUUCUAUGCUCCCUCCAUUGUCUCUUCCGUGCAAGGCUCCACUUCUGGGCCUGGUACGAGAAAACUCUAUGGACUGCUUAUAGAGCUGUUUCCUGCCUGAAUGGUGAUAACUCAUUACAAAAGACCUAAUUUUUGAAGAUGGCCUGCGAACAUUCUGAUAUGGACAUACAGAAAUAUUUGCCUUACAGCUGCCUUUGUUUGUCUUCACAAACAUUCACCCUUGGUUGCAGAAGAGUUUUUUUUUUUUUCUCCCUCUCUUUCUUCAGAGGAAUUAUCUCAACACUAGGGUAAUCCUCAUAGAUUGGAAGUUCUUGCCAUGAACAUGAAAGCAAUAUUCCAGUAGUUUUAGGCUAUGAUAAAGAAUUGUGGCGGAAUAGAUUAAUUAAAUGGGAAAAACUGAUUUGUGAAACUCCUUUCAUUUUAUUAGUGCACAAAAGAUCUACUCCUUAGAAGAUGUCAACACUGAGCAAUAGACAGACUGCAAUAUUUUGCUGU